AUGGCCGACUACAACAGCAUGAAGGUCCCCGAGUUGAAGAAGGUUCUUCAGGAGCGCAGCCUACCGUUGACCGGCAACAAGGCCGACCUGAUUGCCCGUCUUCAGGAGGACGACAAUCAGAAGGCCCAGGAAGCUGCGGAGCCCAAGGCCGACACCAAGCCCGCCGCGGCGGCGGAGGAUGAGAUCGACUACGACGACGAUGACUUUCCUCCUAUGGCCAAGAAGGCUGAUGCCGCUCCCGCCGCCACUCAAGACAAGCCAGCAGAGAAGAAGAAGUCGGAGGAUGCGCCAGCCGUUGUCGAAACCAAGGCUGAUGAGACUGCUGCCCCUGCCACCACCACUACCAAAAACGACAAGCCAGCUGAGACCACUGCCACAGAGGAACCCGCCUCUGCCCCAGCUGCACCUCUGUUCUCAGCGAACCUAGCCGCGACCAACGCGCAGACGGAAGCAGAGAAGCGGGCUGCUCGCGCCGCCAGAUUCGGCAUCACGCUAGACGAAAACUCGGAGGAGGCCAAGGCCGCGGCGAGGGCUGCCAAGUUCGGGGUGGCUAAUGACCAGAUCUCGGCUCUGGACAGCGCGCUGCCUGAGCGGGGGCCGAGGAAGAGGGGGAGGGAGGCGAAGGAUGAUGGGAGCAAGGUUAAGGGUGCUGAGGGCGGCAACAAGCGGCCGCAGCAGCAGCAGCCUAGUGCCAAUGUCCGGAACAACAGCAAUAACGGCCGUAACCAGCAGGGACGGGGCGGUCGUGUGCGUGGGGGUCCGGGUGGUGCUGGUCGGCAGCAGCGCAAUGGGGGGGGUGGUGGUGCUACUGCUGCGACGAAGCUGCCGCAAAGGGAGGAGGAUCCGGCGGAGAGGGCCAAGAGGGAGGCGAGGGCUAAGAGGUUUGCUUAAGGGGAUGAGUGCGGGAAAGGGGUGAGUAUCUGGUUUUUGCCUUGUUUUUUUGCUGCGAGGUUGGCAUUAAAUGGGUAGCGGAAUGACUCUUUUUGUUUUUUUUCUUCUACAUGGAUGGUUUGUUUUUUCGCUAUGAUUGUUGGAGGGUGGGAGAGGU
Messenger RNA from Podospora bellae-mahoneyi, 1048 nucleotides. RefSeq lists its product as uncharacterized. Gene Ontology annotation, biological process: poly(A)+ mRNA export from nucleus. Gene Ontology annotation, cellular component: nucleus. The record is from RefSeq and is a predicted model, not a curated record. Bases 1 to 891 code for a protein of 296 amino acids. NCBI's taxonomy places the organism in Eukaryota, Fungi, Ascomycota, Sordariomycetes, Sordariales, Podosporaceae. The transcript has 2 exons.